Messenger RNA from Rhodamnia argentea, 870 nucleotides. RefSeq names its product transcription factor MYB118-like. Gene Ontology annotation, cellular component: nucleus. The transcript is spliced from 3 exons. The coding region runs from base 1 to 870 and encodes 289 amino acids. Gene Ontology annotation, molecular function: DNA-binding transcription factor activity, RNA polymerase II-specific; RNA polymerase II cis-regulatory region sequence-specific DNA binding. Gene Ontology annotation, biological process: regulation of DNA-templated transcription. NCBI's taxonomy places the organism in Eukaryota, Viridiplantae, Streptophyta, Magnoliopsida, Myrtales, Myrtaceae. The record is from RefSeq and is a predicted model, not a curated record.
AUGCCUUUGCUCGACUUGAAUGAUCCACUGGACGAGAGGCUUAGUGAGGAGUUCUCUUCGGGUGGCGUGAGCUCGGACUGCCAACGGGGUCAUGAGGGGGAUGGCGGAGGUGAUGAUCGGAGCAAGAGAGAGGUGGUGAUAGGUCUGCCGCAGCAGCUGCAGAAGCAGACGACGGAGAAGAAGAGACGGAGUGAAGUUGACAAGGAACCCUUGGUGGUCAAAGGCCAGUGGACGCUUGAAGAAGACAGGCUCUUAACAAGAUUGGUUGAUAUGCGUGGUCCGAAAAAGUGGUGUCAGAUUGCUCGGAUGCUGGAGGGCAGAGCUGGAAAACAGUGCAGGGGGAGAUGGCAUAACCAUUUGAGGCCCGAUAUCAAGAAGGACUCAUGGAGCAUCAAAGAAGACAAGAUCCUGAUUCAGGCACACAAGCAGAUUGGGAACAAAUGGGCCGAGAUAGCCAAGAUAUUGCCUGGAAGGACUGAGAAUACAAUUAAAAAUCACUGGAAUGCCACCAAGCGCAGGCAAUUCUCUAGGCGCAAGUUGCUUCCGCGCAACAACUCCAACCUUUUGGAAAACUACAUAAGAGUGCCACUACUGCAUCUCCUCCAAAUCAACCGGCAUCGGCUUGUAGUUGCGACCCCAAGAUUGAGAAGCGAUCGUUGUCCUUGUCGACAGGCGCUAUUUCCUAUGGCUCAGACAUGCAGCCUGAAGCGACCAACUGCCCCCAGCAGGUGCCGGAUCGCCACAACCUCCAGUCACCUCUGCCAGCUCAGAGGCCAACCAGCAGUUACUUCGGUUUCCAAUGGUCGAUGGGAACUGGAAUCUUGGGCUUUAUCAGGUGAAGGACCAUCAUUAUCAUCAAAUGCUGAGUGA